UCAAUUACUUUUACGCGAGACUGAAGGACAGACAGUCAACACACGCUCCUGAUAUUACAUCUGAGUGAGGACGACGCGCUUUUCUAAAAUGGUGUUGGACCCUCGAGGAGAGGUUGAUGUUGGAGAAGGAGAACUAGAAGACUGUGAAAAGAAAAAGCAGGAGCUGAAUUCACCAAAACAGACCAGCGGGGAGAUGGAGAACAUGGUGUCCACCAAUAGCAGCGAGGAAGGUUCCAGAACAGACCAAUUUGAGAGUGAAGAGAGGACCUUUGUGACCAAUCUGUACGGUUUCAUGAAGGAAAGAAGCAUGCCUAUAGAGAGAAUUCCCCAUCUUGGCUUUAAACAGAUCAACCUGUGGAAAAUCUACAAAGCUGUGGAGACACUUGGAGGAUAUGAUGCGGUAACAGCGCGGAGGCUAUGGAAGAAUGUGUACGAUGAGCUGGGUGGUAGUCCAGGCAGUACCAGUGCAGCCACCUGCACACGCAGACACUACGAAAGGUUGGUGUUGCCCUUUGAGCGGCAACUGAGAGGGGAGGAGGACAAACCACUACCACCCUCCAAACCUCGAAAACAGUACAAGAGGAGCCCUGAGAACAGGGGAAGUAAGCCAGAGAGCAAGAAGAAGAGGAAGACGGAGAGAGAAGAGUGUGAGGAGAAAAUGGGAUCAGAUCAUCACUGUGAGAGAGGCAUAUGUUCCCAUCACAGUCCAUGGUUGGCGUCCUCCGAUCGCCUAGACUCUGAGCAGUCAUCUGCAGUUUCUGUCCACGGUCCCCACCCAGGCACCUGCUCCAGAGAGAUCCCUCUCCUUCAUACUCCCACCCCGACUGAGGUGAUCUCUCCCUUGGAGAAGAAGAAGCGUCUGGCCCAGGCUAGCCUGAUCAUCCCUGCUUCUAGCGCCUUGGAGGACGGUGCAGAACUGGAGAGACCCUCUGUUAUUCAGCUAUCCCACUGUUCCCAGUCUCCUGUGUGUCCUUCUUCCACUCACACUCGCNNNUCUUCCGAUGUCUUACCCCUCCCCAUCUCCUCUCCAUCUGGCUCCUUGUCCCGUAGCCCCUCUCCUUGCUCUGUCUCCUCUGAGGACUGUAUAACCGUGACGACCCAGGAGUCUCCUUCCAAAGAAACCGAAAGUAAGACACCUUCUCGUUUGUCUGCUCUCCCCACGUCCAAGGCUGCUAGCACAGGAGUUUGCAAGCCUCUUGGAUGUUACCCCAACAGCAAAGAACUUGCCAACUAUCACCGCAACCAUUACAGGGAUUACCUGCCAGGUGGCCCACCCCAUUCCGAAAAGACCCAGAGGAGUCUUUUGCCAUGGACCCCGGAUGGUAAAUCCAGCACCAGACUUACAUCCUACAGGAUGCCUUCACCUGCAUACACCAGACCCUGCUGGGUCCCUCAUGCCUCCAGCUUCUCCAAGGUCUUACCACGAGAUCCUUGCAGACCUGUGUCACUACAGCCCACUUUUAAACCACACAUGUCCUACCACCAGCACCUCCUAAAGAGGCCCAUCACCGAUGAAGCCUACUUCAAGAAGAUACCAGUGGGCUCUCCACUUCGCAUUAUGGACAGGAAAGAGAAAGCAAAGACAGUGUUGCCCAAGCCUCUGCCUACCCAGCAGUUAUUCUUCCACCCUCAUCCCGGUAUAACAAUGCCCUACCUGCCAACCAUAGAGCGAUAUCGGGCAGACUUAAACGAACAGUUGAAGGCUCUACCUCUUCAACAUGUAUUUCUUCCAACCCAUCUAACAAUACCUCCUGCUCAGACCCACUCGAUGCAUUGCCCGCCAGUGGGCACCCCUUUUCCUGGGUCUUACGAGGCUGCUUUGCCCUCCUACCCUUACCCAUUACCCAUCUGGCAUCCACCUGCUGGGUACAACAUGGCAGGCCUGCAGCCAUACUGAACGAUUCUGAAACAACUGGUUGUUCAGAUCUAUAGGUCAACGUGAAACCAAAAUUGAUGUUUACUUUCUCAAUACAGACUUCUUCACAUGUUAGUAGAAAACUGAAGGAUCAAGUCAAUUUUCUUGAUCAAUUUUCAGGAUAAUUUUACAUGAAGUAAAAUGGGUUGCAGGGUGUUUCAUGUUCAUUUUAAAAACUAAUGCUAACUGAAGGAGUUACAUACAUGGUCCUGUAGCUCAGCUGGUAGAGCAUGACACUUGCAGCUGCAAGGUUUUGGAAUCAAUUCCCAGUGUAUACACAAUACUGAUAAAAUGUAGCAGUGAAUGCACUGUAAAUCACUUUGGAUAAAAGCGUCUGCCAAAUGCGGUUAAAAUGUAAAUGCUACAUGUUGAUAUGUUCAUCAGUGUAUCUAUAUCUGCAAAAGAGAAUAGCCUCCUAGUUGAUGUGGAAUAGGUAUAAAUAAUCUUUUUAAUGCCAUUCUUCGUAUGAAUACCAAUUACUUUGUGGUACAAUUCAGGGUCCAAUGUGAAUAAUCAAGUUUCUUGUAUCUUGAUAAAUAAUUUCCAGGGUUGGUCUGGCUCAAAUAGGAAUAUUCACAUAAGGGUACAUCCUAGAAAUUGUUUUUUUUACAUUUAUAUCACAGUCUCAAGGCCCUCGACAAGACCAAUGUGUUUGACAACACACCAAUAAUGUGAAACAUGUCUGUAAUGUAUAGUUGUACAUUGCAUACUGAAUGUAAAAAAUAUUUUUGUAUAAAAUAAAUGUCAA
This is a messenger RNA of Sinocyclocheilus anshuiensis, 2663 nucleotides long. RefSeq names its product AT-rich interactive domain-containing protein 5A-like. The transcript has 8 exons. Lineage: Eukaryota; Metazoa; Chordata; Actinopteri; Cypriniformes; Cyprinidae. Gene Ontology annotation, cellular component: nucleus. Bases 89 to 1897 code for a protein of 602 amino acids. Gene Ontology annotation, molecular function: transcription cis-regulatory region binding. Gene Ontology annotation, biological process: regulation of transcription by RNA polymerase II. The record is from RefSeq and is a predicted model, not a curated record.